Messenger RNA from Olea europaea var. sylvestris, 570 nucleotides. Its product is annotated as probable phospho-2-dehydro-3-deoxyheptonate aldolase, chloroplastic. Gene Ontology annotation, biological process: aromatic amino acid biosynthetic process. Lineage: Eukaryota; Viridiplantae; Streptophyta; Magnoliopsida; Lamiales; Oleaceae. Gene Ontology annotation, molecular function: 3-deoxy-7-phosphoheptulonate synthase activity. The record is from RefSeq and is a predicted model, not a curated record. The coding region runs from base 1 to 570 and encodes 189 amino acids. The transcript has 4 exons.
AUGUCAACAACUGAAUUCUGGACUUCCCAUGAGUGCCUGCUAUUACCUUAUGAGCAAUCGCUCACUAGGAAGGAUUCAACUUCUGGUCUCCAUUAUGGUUGCUCGGCUCACAUGCUAUGGGUUGGCAAACGCACCAGGCAACUAGAUGGUGGGCAUGUUGAUUUUUUGAGAGGAGUUGCUAAUCCCCUCGGCAUAAAGCUAUCCAUCUUUCUUAUACAAGAAAAGGGGACAAUCAUUUUGAUUGUGAUGGAUUUGAUGUCAACUCAACUGGCACAUAUGUGUUCCUUCUCUAGUCAAGCUUUGGAGAAGAUGGAUCCGAAUGAACUUGUUAAUCUGAUUGAGAUCCUGAAUCCCAUUAACAGGCCUGGAAGAAUAACAAUCAUAGUCCGAAUGUGUGCUGAGAGCAUAAGAGUCAAGCUUCCACAUUUGAUCAGGCCCGUUUGCAGAGCAGGACAAAUUGUAACUUGGCAUCCCAAGUGGAUACACAAACCCGAAAUCCUGAUUAAUGGGAUAGCACAUGGAUGGACAAAGAAAUUUGUUUUUAACGUGCAAACACGUGUUUGUGUUUAA